UUCUUCCUAAUUGAUCCUAGGUCAGAAAUGGAUCAGAAAGUCCAUAGAGACCUGGGUAGAAGAAAAAUGUCCAUGGCUGGAGCACUGGAUUUGCUGAAGGAACUUAAGAAUAUUCCCAUGACCCUGGAAUUACUACAGUCCACAAGAAUUGGAAUGUCAGUAAAUGCUAUUCGCAAGCAGAGUACAGAUGAAGAAGUUACAUCUUUAGCAAAGUCUCUCAUCAAAUCCUGGAAAAAGUUAUUAGAUGGACCAUCAACUGAUAAAGAUCCUGAAGAAAAGAAAAAAGAUACUGCAAUUACAUCACAGAAUAGCCCUGAAGCAAGAGAAGAAAGUAGCUCCAGUGGCAGUGUAAGCAGCAGAAAGGAUGAGACGAAUGCUCGAGAUACUUACGUGUCAUCUUUUCCUCGGGCACCAAGCACUUCUGAUUCUGUACGGUUAAAGUGUAGGGAGAUGCUUGCCGCAGCUCUUCGAACAGGAGAUGACUACAUCGCUAUUGGAGCUGAUGAGGAAGAAUUAGGAUCUCAAAUUGAAGAAGCUAUAUAUCAAGAAAUAAGGAAUACAGACAUGAAAUACAAAAAUAGAGUACGAAGUAGAAUAUCAAAUCUUAAGGAUGCAAAGAAUCCAAAUUUAAGGAAAAAUGUACUGUGUGGGAAUAUUCCCCCUGACUUAUUUGCUAGAAUGACGGCAGAGGAAAUGGCUAGUGAUGAGCUCAAAGAGAUGCGGAAAAACUUGACCAAAGAAGCCAUCAGAGAGCAUCAGAUGGCCAAGACGGGAGGAACCCAGACUGACUUAUUCACUUGUGGCAAAUGUAAAAAGAAGAAUUGUACUUACACACAGGUACAAACUCGUAGUGCUGAUGAACCGAUGACAACAUUUGUUGUAUGCAAUGAAUGUGGAAAUCGAUGGAAGUUCUGUUGAAUCAGAAGUAUUGGCAAAACGUCUGGACCAUUGAGAAAAUGGAUUUUGUAACUAGCUUUAAAACUACGCCAAGGAACUAGUUUUUCUGCAAAUCAGAUUUUUAAAGAACAUGCAUCCCUUGGGUUAGUCUUUGUUUUUGACAUAGCGACCUUCCAUAAAUGCCUUCUGUAGUUUCAGAUCAGUAGGGAGACUACAUAAUAAUUGUAUGGUAUCUAUUCCAAUUUUUUUUUUCCAUUUUUAUAAGUAAUUGAUAUUAAACUUUUGGCAAUUUAUUUUUACCUUUUUUUCUUCUUGAAGGAAAAUUACCUUUUUUCAGUCUGAAACAAACACAGUAGAAGUGUUAUUCUUCUCAGUUAAUACAUAAAUGAAAAUUACAUUUUUUUCCUUAUUGGCCUGUACCUGCAAAUAUUAAAGGAGGAGAGAGGUAAUAUAAUUAUAAGUUUAUUAAAUGUGGUGUAUACUUGACCAGCUUAUCUAAAUUGUACAUAAUAUUUGAACUAGGAAAUGAAAUUGUUUUUAAUUAUUAUAUUCACAAGCCUGGGAUAAUUAGAUAUUAUUUUGCAUUUGUAACCCUCAUCAUCAUUUCUUGUAAUUUCUUGUACGUGUUUAUUACUUCUCCUUAAUAGAUUUUACUUUUGGAAACAUGACUUGACUUUGUUGGAAUCAA
This is a messenger RNA of Miniopterus natalensis, 1585 nucleotides long. Lineage: Eukaryota; Metazoa; Chordata; Mammalia; Chiroptera; Miniopteridae. The record is from RefSeq and is a predicted model, not a curated record.